Messenger RNA from Populus trichocarpa (black cottonwood), 1511 nucleotides. RefSeq lists its product as uncharacterized. The record is from RefSeq and is a predicted model, not a curated record. The transcript has 5 exons. NCBI's taxonomy places the organism in Eukaryota, Viridiplantae, Streptophyta, Magnoliopsida, Malpighiales, Salicaceae. The coding region runs from base 203 to 1312 and encodes 369 amino acids.
UGCCCUCUAAGCACAUUUCUCCAUUGAAGAACACUCUCAUAUCACUUCACAAACCAACAAAAGAAAAUAAAAGAAAAGGAAAGGAGUGUUCUUCUUCUUCCUCUUCUACUACUUCUGCUGUUGCUGCUGCUAAGGUUGUUAUUACUGCGAAAGAAAAUAAAAGAAAAAACAAGUGUUUUGUCUUUUUUUUUUUUUUUUUGAGAUGGGAGGGGUGACUUCAUCAAUGGCAGCAAAAUUAGCAUUUUUCCCACCAAACCCACCAUCAUACAAGCUAAUUACAGAUGAUGCCACUGGUCUCUUACUUCUUGAACACUUUUCUCACCGUGAAAAUGUUGAUGUUUUGCGUCUCCCAACUCGGCGAGGGACUGAGAUUGUUGCUGUUUACGUUAGAUAUCCAAUGGCAACUUCUACUUUGCUUUACUCUCAUGGAAAUGCAGCUGAUAUUGGUCAGAUGUAUGAGCUCUUCAUCGAAUUGAGUAUUCACUUGCGUGUUAAUCUCAUGGGGUAUGACUACUCUGGCUAUGGACAAUCAUCAGGAAAGCCCAGUGAACACAAUACAUAUGCAGAUAUUGAAGCUGCUUAUAAGUGUCUCGAGGAGAGCUAUGGUGCCAAGCAGGAAAAUAUCAUCCUUUAUGGCCAAUCUGUGGGAAGUGGCCCAACCGUGGAUCUUGCUGCACGUUUACCUCGACUAAGAGCUGUUGUACUGCAUAGUCCUAUACUAUCAGGGUUAAGAGUGAUGUAUCCUGUGAAACGCUCAUACUGGUUUGACAUCUACAAGAACAUAGACAAAAUUCCUCUGGUGAAGUGUCCCACGCUGGUAAUCCAUGGAACUGCUGAUGAAGUAGUUGACUGUUCUCAUGGCAAGCAACUUUGGGAGCUGUGCCAAGAGAAAUAUGAACCUCUGUGGCUCAAAGGGGGUAAUCACUGUAAUUUGGAGAUGUAUCCGGAGUAUCUGAGGCAUCUGAGGAAGUUUAUAUCAACAGUUGAGAAAUCAGCAUACCGAAGAAAUGCCGGGAGGAGAAGUGUAGAUGGGUUUGAACAGGCCAGACGAAGUAGUGAUUGUUUAGAGGGUCCAAGGAAGAGCACAGAUAGGAGGGAGAAACCAAGAAAGAGCACAGAUAGGCCAGAAAGACUGAGAUUUCACGAAUUCAAGUUCACGCACACGGACAAGGCAGAAAAGUUAAAGGUCUCGUUUGAGCACAAGGAGAGGUCACGGAGAAGCGUGGAAUACUGCGAUAAAUCGAGAAAAAGCAUGGAUUUACAGCUAGAAAAAGCACGGAAGAGUGUGGACUGGGUGGAUAGAAUUCGAUAACAAUACCAAAAUCAUCUGUAAAAGUUGUUGUUUAAAUGUGUUGUAGGAGGGGAGGAGAUAAGAAAGUAGAAAGGAAAGAGGAUAAAGAUGGGGAAAUUAUUUGUGUUUUUCUUUUUCUUUUAACUUCAUGGAUUUCAGUGUGUGCCUUCUUGUUACGGUUGCAUAAUGACUGUCAUGUAAUUGUAGAGUUUCUUUGUUA